Ochlerotatus camptorhynchus is the source of this 1420-nucleotide messenger RNA. RefSeq names its product phospholipase A2 group XV-like. The record is from RefSeq and is a predicted model, not a curated record. Bases 61 to 1356 code for a protein of 431 amino acids. Lineage: Eukaryota; Metazoa; Arthropoda; Insecta; Diptera; Culicidae. The transcript is spliced from 5 exons. Gene Ontology annotation, biological process: lipid metabolic process.
AGCUCAUUAUCGCAAACAAUAGUCCGCUUGCAGUACGUUGAUUUUACCUUCUCCACAAUAAUGAAGUGCUUUGUGAGUUUGAUUUUCCUUCAGCUGCUCGCUUCGGUUGCGUAUGGCAUUCACACAUUCACUAUUGGUCGAAUUCCAUACAUAGAAGAUAUAGGCAGCAAACUCCAGCCGUUGAAUUUAUCGAGGGAUCCCGACAAAAUACCAUCCCCGGUUAUUCUUGUUCCAGGACUGGGUGGAAGUCGGUUGGAAGCCAAACUCGACAAGCCAAGCCGUGUUAGCUUUUUAUGCAGUAAGAAAACGGAUGCUUUCUACGACAUUUGGCUUAACGUGGAAAAUUUGGCUCCGUUUGCAAUUAAUUGCCUAUCGGACAAUCUACGGUUGGUGUAUAACAACGAGUCGAGAACUACAGAAAGCUCACCUGGAGUGACCGUUCAAGUGGCGGGAUGGGGAUAUUCCGAUGCGGUGGAGUGGUUGUGCCGUUCUCGGUCCAGCCGUUGUGCAUACUAUGUAAAUCUGGUGGACACACUAGUUGCCAAUGGCUAUAUCCGAGGAUUCUCGGUACAGAGUGCUCCUUAUGAUUUUAGAUUGCCUUACUACGAGUUUAAUUUGUUUUACACUUGGUUGACCAAGGAAAUUGAAGGUGCUUUUGAGUUGAAUUCCGACACACCGGUUACGUUGAUUGUGCACAGCAUGGGUGGUCCAAUGGUUCUGCAGUUUCUUCAGGGGCAACCGCAGGAGUGGAAGGAUAAGUACAUCAAACGGGUGAUUUCGUUGAAUGGCGCCUGGGGAGGUACGGUCAAAUCGUUGAAGGUUUACGCCAUGGGUGAUGAUUUGGGCUCGUGGAUUGUGAGCAGUAGUGCACUUCGUGCACUUCAAAUAACAACCCCAUCUCUGGCCUGGAUGAUGCCGAAUCCGUUAUUUUGGAAGCCGCAGACUAUUUUGGCCAAAACCAAAACCAAAGUCUACACAUUGGAGAACCUACAAGAUUUUUAUGAGGACAUUGACUUUCCACUGGGGUGGGAGAUGUACCAAGAUGUGUUACCAUAUGUGAAAAAUUUCACUGCUCCUGGUGUGGAGAUAUACUGCUUUUAUGGAACCAAUGUUCCCACCAUCGAACAGCUAGACUACGGUGAAGCCUACGAAUUGACCGGGACACCGGAGUUCAUUCAAGGUGACGGGGACGGUACAAUCAACAGAAUAUCCUUGGAAGCUUGCAAAUAUUGGGCCAGUGAACAAAAACAGCCCGUUCAUGUGAGGGAGUACAGUGGCGUUGGGCAUAUGGAAAUUCUGGGCGAUUUGAAGGUGUUGCGUGAUAUUCUCGAGAUUCAGAUGCGUGAUUUGAUGUGAUGAUAUUAGUAUUUUAUGUUCCUUGUCAGUUAGAUCGAAUUGUUGCUUUAUGCAGCUCUUUUUA